Sciurus carolinensis (gray squirrel) is the source of this 729-nucleotide messenger RNA. RefSeq names its product transmembrane protein 174 (gene Tmem174). The transcript has 2 exons. NCBI's taxonomy places the organism in Eukaryota, Metazoa, Chordata, Mammalia, Rodentia, Sciuridae. The record is from RefSeq and is a predicted model, not a curated record. Bases 1 to 729 code for a protein of 242 amino acids.
AUGGAGCACAGCAGCAGCCGCUUGGAGGACUUCCCUCUCAAUGUGUUUUCCGUCACUCCUUACACACCCAGUACUGCUGACAUCCAAGUGUCCGACGACGACAAGGCAGGGGCCACCUUGCUCUUCUCAGGCAUCUUUCUGGGACUAGUGGGGAUCACGUUCACCGUCAUGGGCUGGAUCAAAUACCAAGGCGUCUCCCAUUUUGAAUGGACCCAGCUCCUUGGGCCCAUCCUGCUGUCAGUUGGGGUGACGUUCAUCCUUAUUGCUGUGUGCAAGUUCAAAAUGCUCUCUUGCCAGUUGUGCAAAGAAAGUGAGGAAAGGGUCCUGGACUCGGAACAGACAUCAGGAGGACAAUCCUUUGUUUUCACGGGCAUCAACCAGCCCAUCACCUUCCAUGGGGCCACUGUGGUGCAGUAUAUCCCUCCUCCUUACGGUUCUCAGGAGCAGAUGGGGAUGAACACCUCCUACCUGCAGCCUGUGGUGAACCCUUGUGGUCUCAUACCCUCUGGAGUCCCAGCAGCCGCCAUGCCGAGUCCCCCUCAUUACUACACCAUCUACCCUCAAGACAACGCUGCGUUCGUGCAGGGCGAGGACUCUCCUUUCAUGGAUGGUGGAAAUGACAGACGUAGCCCUGAUGCUGACCAGCUAGAAGAGACACAGCUGGAAGAAGGGGACUGUGCCUGCUUCUCGCCUCCACCCUAUGAGGAAAUAUACACCCUCCCCCGCUAG